AUGGGAGAUCAUCGUCUGCCAUCUCACCACCAGCUAUUCGCGGCCCUUAUUCCGCCAUCGCCUCUCCCGGGAGUCCAUGCUGCAAGUGAUUUCACUGAUAACCCUGAUGCUGUCGAGUCGAUCAGAGAAACGCCAUCAUCUGCUGAAGAUGUGAACUGGCGCCGGCAAUUGUUGACUCUGCAUGUCAUCUUCCCAAGUCUCCUCUUGCCGGCCUUGGAUCUACUGGAUCGUGACCUGGUCACCCGUCUCUUGGUAGCAGACCAGUUACAAAAGGCACCCCAGGGAGCAGCACCAGCAUCAGUAUCUCCUGAUGAUAUCCUUAAGCACGAAGGAAUUGAGAAUACAAACGAACCGUCUGAAGACUAUAUCCCGGACAGCUUGCAAGCAAUGGACCACAAAGAUCAGAUAUGUAUGUACACCGUCCAGUCUGCCGUCUCUACUACAUCUCGGCGUAAACGACACACGCCGCAAACAACAAAGGUAUAUGCGGUGCAUCUUGACGCAUGGAGCUGUUCAUGUGGUGGAUUCGCCCUCGAUGCGUAUUCCCACUAUGAUGUGGUCAAUAGUAGCGAGAAACUUCAAAAUCCUCCACCGAAGGGAUUGUUCGGCAACCUGGGGCUGGAUAGAUUGACAUCACUCGAGGAUUUUCCGUGUUGUAAACACCUCCUCGCAUGCCUGUUGGCGGAGAAAUGGAGGAAGACUCCUGGAGGCCACGUCCAAGAUAGAUACACAACAAAAGAAGAGUUGGCUGGCAUAAUUGGAGGCCACUGA
This is a messenger RNA of Trichoderma aggressivum f. europaeum, 771 nucleotides long. RefSeq lists its product as uncharacterized. The transcript has a single exon. Lineage: Eukaryota; Fungi; Ascomycota; Sordariomycetes; Hypocreales; Hypocreaceae. Gene Ontology annotation, molecular function: zinc ion binding. The record is from RefSeq and is a predicted model, not a curated record. Bases 1 to 771 code for a protein of 256 amino acids.